This is a messenger RNA of Dermacentor albipictus, 4308 nucleotides long. The record is from RefSeq and is a predicted model, not a curated record. Lineage: Eukaryota; Metazoa; Arthropoda; Arachnida; Ixodida; Ixodidae.
UGCCAUUUUCAUUUUAUUCAGAACCUCUAUAUCGCUGAUAUUACAGCUUUUACAGACUUUGGCAUUCCACGCCAAGGGAACCAACAUCAAUUUUUUCCUUUCUUCUAUUGCUGCCAGGAAUGUAACUGAAAAAAAUUGUAAGUGUUGGUUGUUGCAGGAAAGCAUUUCCUUCAGCCAAAGGAUAUAUUUUUUUCAUAAGGCUAUUCGGUGAAAACUGGUCCUGGUAGUACUGUGUAAGCUAAUGUAAUGCAUUGGUGGCUCAGAUGAGUAUGGCUGAAGAAUGUAACUUCGUAACGUCAGAAAUUCAGCAAAUUUGUCCUGCAUAAUUGAAAAUGUAACUGCACUACUUGGGACAAGAACAAAAAUCAAUGAGUAGGCGAGGACAGGCACUGCUUUUCUGAUGGGUCUCUGUAUUAUACAUGUGCUACACAUGUACAUGCCGUAUGCUAGGAACAAAGAAUUGAAGUGCAGCAUACAUAGAACACCAAUGAAAACAUGACAAGCUUAUGUUUCUGGCUGUUAGGCAGAAAGGGUAACUUGCAAGUAUGACAAGGUAUUACUAACACCCUACAUGCAUCUUGUUUCCUGCCUUAAAAAAAUAUCGAACAGCAUGUAGGAGUGCAAAUAGUUACCUUCCAUCCCACAUAAACACUAUAUUUCCAAUGCAACACAAAAGAAAAUGCAAAUGUGUUGCCAGGCAGCAGAUGCAUUAUGUUUAAAUGACUCCCUGCAUGAGCACAAUAACAAUGUGCACAAUGAUGAAGUAGGCAUUUUAGUGAAUCGUUGUCAUGCCUGUGGGGUGCAAUCUUUGUUUGAAGAAGCCCAGAUAGUGUGGGAAGGCACACUGUGAAUGAGCAAUCCACCUAUCUCAUUACUGCAGAAAUAAAUGCUGUCUUCGACGAUCAUGGGCAUGCUGUGCAGGCAAUAGCAAGUCAUGUUUUCACUGGUGCUUAAUUAAUCUGUGCUGCACUUCAUUAUUCCUUUGUUUCCAGUGUACAAUGCAUUUACACUAUCGUUUGUAAUAGACCGUCUCAAUGUAAUGUCACAGGCUGGCCUUCUCUGCUUGUCGACUUAUGGUAAUGUGCAGCACAAACGAUGAGGACAACAAACUGUGCAGAAUGAUCCCCGAUAUAACUACAUUUAAUUCCCAAAAAACGCCUGUUGGAAUACAAACAAAAAGUUAGUAAACCCAGCUAUUACACAAGAAGGAAAUCCAGCUAUUAUACAAGAUGAACAAAAAGACAGAUGGAAACAAACCGCAAGGACAACACGGAUUUAAAGAUAUAAAUAACGUAUGUGUGGACACCAGGUGCAUGAAAAUGUGAGAGACUAGUUGAAAAUCACGUUCUCAAAAACUAUGCACCUGACCAGUCCUUGUGCGACAAGGUUACUUUGGAUUGUAAAACAGAUAUUGAUGUCUGGCUGACACGCAUGAUUCCUCUUUUCUUUAUGUUGCAUGCCUCUGCCAGCUUGUGGGUCCUCUGAUUUCCGUGCUGCAAAACCACAUCAGCAUCACUAAAAAUUGGCAUGUGAACUAGUCAAGGUAUAGCACAUACAUAAAAAAGGAAUCGCGUGCAUCAGGCAGACAUCGGUAUCACAUUUAGAAAGCAAGUAACCUUGCAUAGUUUUUGACAAGCAAUGAUUUUUAACUAGUGUCACUUUUUAAUGUACCUGAUCAUUUUUGUUGCAUUUAUAAGUCUGCGUUAUCCUCAAGGUUUGUAUCUCUUUCUACUGUCGUUAUCGUCGUGUCAUAGCUGGGUUCACGUAUCUUCUUUUCUAUUAAAACAAGCAAUUUCUGUGAAUAAAAUGCAGUUGGAGUUCAGUGCUCGUCCUGCGCAGUUGUUUGUCCUCAUCGUUCGAUCUGCCCGUUACUAUGAAUGCAACCAACUUGCCCAAUGUUCCAUUCUUUCAAGCAUCUAUUUAUGUCCUCGUCCCCAGUCACAUUUUGAAUCACUGUGAAGCGCACUCAUUAGGACUUUCUUGCUAACUAGUUGGUUCACACUUAAAGGAAGGUUAAAACUGCAUGAACAAACUAGGGGAAGCAAAGGAAUACACAAGUCUGCACUCAUGGUGUAUUGUGUGUUCCUUCUACUUGUAUUUGUUUUUUUGCGCAGUUUUAACCUUCCCAUGCUCAUUAACAGCAUGAAUUCUUUUAGCAAACCUCUCUGUCCCCUGUGCCACUUUUGUGCUUGAACUCUACUCGUGAAUUCCUUACAGGUCUGGGAUGAGCAUCAGAAAUCUUUGCUGACAGAGCUCAGCGAUACCAGCCUGCAGCUUUGCGGGGAUGGGCGAUGUGAUUCCCCUGGCUACAGCGCCAAGUUCCUCUCAUACUCCUUCCUGUGCCCUAAAAAGAGAAAAAUCGUACAUACAGAGCAAGUUCAAGUGAAGGAGGUAAGUCAAGCAAAAAGCAGUUCAGAUGCUUUCAUGAUAGGUCUUAUUAUGCAAGCAACAUUUACCCCAGCCAACUAAAAUAUGGCAUGCAACGUUGACAUGCAAUCCGAGCCGUUCAGUGGCUCAUCGCAGUAAAGAGGUGGUCCUUCUUUCGAGAUUUCUGAACUGGGUAUUGCUACGAUUACAUUUUUCAGGCUGUAUAUUAAUACCUGAAAUACCGGGCGCUGAAUAAGAAACACCAAUGUAUGAAAGCCUCUAACCCUACAGCUAGAAAAGAACUAGCAGAACUUUCCAAGUUAAUCAACAAGCGAAAGACAGCUGACAUAAGGAAGUGUAAUAUGGAUAGAAUUGAAGAUGCUCUCAAGAAUGGAGGAAGCCUAAAAGCAAUGAAGAAGAAACUAGGAAUAGGCAAGAAUAAGAUGUAUGCAUUAAGAGACAAAGCCGGCAAUAUCAUUACUAAUAUGGACGAGAUAGCUCAAGUGGCUGAGGAGUUCUAUACAGAUUUAUACAGUACCAGUAGCACCCACGAUGAUAAUGGAAGAGAGAAUAGUCUAGAGUAAUUCGAAAUCCCACAAGUAACGCCAGAAGAAGUACAGAAAGCCUUGGGAGCUAUGCAAAGGGGAAGGCAGCUGGAGAGGAUCAGGUAACAGUAGAUUUAUUGAAGGUUGGUGGGCAGAUUGUUCUACAAAAACUGGCCACCCUGUAUACGCAAUGCCUCAUGACCUCAAGUGUACCAGAAUCUUGGAAGGACGCCAACAUAAUCUUAAUCCAUAAGAAAGGGGACUCCAAGGACUCCAAAGCAGGAGGCAGCAGAAAGUUAGGUGGGCGGAUGGGAUUCAGAAGUUUGGAGGGACAACAUGGUCACAAUUAGUACAUGACCGGGGUGGGCGAAGCAUAGGAGAGGCCUUUGCCCUGCAGUGGGCAUAGCCAGGCUGAUGAUGAUGAUAUCAAUACCAGCGGUGUUUUCUGUGCAUUCCUGUUUUGCAGAGUGAACAAGUGCAGGCAAGUGCCCAAAUGGAAAAAGAGGGUCUCGUAAGAGGCCUCAAAUUUCUUUCUGAGCAAGGCGUGACUGUGGGCUCAUUGACUACGGACCGCCACUCGGGAAUUAAGAAGCACAUGCGGCUGCAACAUCCGGACAUCGAUCAUCACUUCGAUGUGUGGCAUGUUGCAAAGGGCAUCAGGAAAAAGCUGACUGCAGCUUCCCGAAGGGCUGGAUGCAGUGCCAUUACAGAAUGGACUCAAGCCAUCACCAACCACCUGUACUGGUGUGCAUGCGCUUGCGGUGGCAACGGGGACAUGCUGGUGGCAGCAUGGAGUAGCAUGCUGAACCACAUUAAGAACAGACAUGAAGGACAUGGUGGCCUGUACCCCCGCUGUCUUCAUGGACAAUCCCGCCGCAUGCGAUGGCUCACUGCUGACUCUCCAGCCUACAAGCAAAUUGAGCGCAUUGUGGCAGCACCACUGUUGCUGAAAGACAUCCGCCAGUUGUCACCAUCUGUUCAGACAUACAGCCUGGAGUCCUUCCACAGUGUUCUGAAUGGUUUUGCCCCGAAGUCAACUGCAUUCACAUAUGAAGGCAUGAAGGCCCGCACACUGAUUGCUGCGCUUCAUUUCAAUGAGAACUCCCAGCGAGAGCAAGGAAGGAGCUGUGAUGGUGCAGAACAGUGGCGCGUAAAGUCCUCCAAGGUCAGGCAAAGUACCUCAACAGCAUGUGCACUCAAGACAGCUCCCACAUUUGACUAUGUGAAAGACCUGCACAAGAAAGUGAUGGAGCUGUGCGCAGAGUAUGAAACAUUCUCCAAAGCACUUGCACAAGUAGAGGAAAGUGUUCCAGCUGCAUUCUCAUCUCGGAAUGACCAAAGAGUGCCCAAGAGAGACCUUGUAGCUGCACACAAAGCACGGUUCCUCAAGUUCUGA